UGAGUGUUCAGGAGUUUCUGGCUGCUCUUCAUGUUCAUCGGACCUUCAUUAAGUCUGGGGUCAUCCUGAUGAAAGAAACACAACCACAACCUUAUUUCUUCACUACAUUAUUUAGCAAAUCAUAUGUAAAUGAUCUCCAUCAGAGAGCCAUUGACCAGGCCUUAGAGAGUCCAAAUGGACACCUGGACUUGUUCCUCCGUUUCCUCCUGGGACUUUCACUGCAGACCAAUGAGAGACUCCUACAAGGUCUGAUUACACAGACAGGAAGUAGCUCACAGACCAAUCAGAAAACAGUUAAGUACAUCAAGGAGAAGAUAAGUGAGAAUGAGUCUGCAGAGAAAAGCAUCAAUCUGUUCCACUGUCUGAAUGAACUGAAUGAUCGUUCUCUUGUGGAGGAGAUCCAACAGUCUCUGAGACCAAGUCUCUCCACAGAUAAACUGUCUCCUGCUCAGUGGUCAGCUCUGUGUUUCAUCUUAGUGUCAUCAGGAGAAGAUCUGGUUGAGUUUGACCUGAAGAAAUACUCUGGAUCAGAGGAGGCUCUUCUGAGGCUGCUGCCAGUGGUUAAAGCCUCCAACAAAGCUCUGCUGAGUGACUGUAACCUCUCAGAGAGAAGCUGUGAAGCUCUGUCCUCAGUUCUCAGCUCCCAGUCCUCCAGUCUCAGAAAACUGGACCUGAGUAACAACAACCUGCAGGAUUCAGGAGUGAAGCUUCUCUCUGCUGGACUGAAGAGUCCAAACUGCAAACUCAAAACUCUCAGCUUGUCAGGCUGUCUGAUCUCACAGGAAGGCUGUGCUUCCCUGGCCUCAGCUCUGACCUUUAACCCCUCCCAUCUGAAAGAGUUGGACCUGAGCUACAAUCAUCCAGGAGACUCAGGAGUGAAGCUGCUGUCGGCUGGACUGAAGGAUCCAAACUGGAGACUAGAAACUCUUAGGGUGGAGCCUGCUGGAGUCCGAUGGUUGACACCAGGUCCUUGGAGAUAUUCCUGUCAACUCACCAUCGACACAAACACAGUGAGCAGAAAUCUGAAACUGUCUGAAAACAACAGGAAGGUGACACUUAUGGAGGAGCGUCAGUCAUAUCCUGAUCAUCCAGACAGAUUUGAAUAUUAUCACAAUGUCCUCUGUACAACUGGUCUGACUGGUCGCUGUUACUGGGAGGUCGAGUGCAGUGGAGGAGUUGAUAUAACAGUGAGUUACAGAAGAAUCAGGAGGAAAGGAAGGACUAGAGCCUGUGUGUUUGGAGAGAACGAUCAUUCCUGGUGUCUGGUCUACUCUGAUCGUUUUCUUGAAGGUUACCACAUCAGGCACAAUGAUAUGGGAACACGUCUCUUCUCCUCCUCUGUCUUUACCUCUAAGAGAGUAGCAGUGUAUGUGGACUGGCCUGCUGGUGUCCUGUCCUUCUACAAUGUUUCUUCUGAUUCUCUGAAUCACAUUCACACCUAUAAAACCACAUUCACUGAACCCCUGUAUGCUGGAUUUGGGCUCUGGUCCUGGUCCGGGUCCGGUUCUUCAGUGUUUCUGAAGAACUAGAGCUUCUCCUGUCAGAGAAAUUCUCUCUGUUAAAGUCAAAAGUAAAAGUCAAGUUUAUUGACAAGGCAGUUCAAAGUUCUUUUUCCCAUAAUAACAUAAUACAGUAUUAAAUGAUGAAACAUUAAAUGAUGUCAGAUAUCAAAAUAAGAAGCAAACAUGCAUCAAAUAUACUGAUGUUUCAAUUAUUAUGAAUCAAACACAACCGUAAACCAGUGGGUUUGUUACUCCUUUAUUAAGUUGGUAUUACAUGUCGAUCCACUAGGGGGCACUGUUUUGGCAGGACCGUAUGUUCUUGGGUUUGUACUGUUCUGCUCUGGUUCUGUUCAGGUGAUGAACAUGGCAGAAUAAAGUUGAACAAAAGUCAUUUUUACUGACUAAUAUUGGUAGCAGAGGAUGUUAGUAACUACAGAGUUCCUCCAACAUUUGAAGAAUGAAAGCAGCUGGAAGAAUCAAGUCAACAUUUGGACGAGUUACAGAUUUGGAGUAGAAAAACUAACCUCUUGCCGUUUCCUGGCCCAGUCUGGAAGAGCUCAGGAAGCUCCGAUAGACUAUCUGAAUCAGGGGGCCCAAAGUCGGUCCCUGAGGGCCGACAUCCUGCACGUUUUAUUCACUUCCUGGUUGCACCAACAACCUUCUCAGCUUGUCAAUGUUCCUCUUGGCCUCUAAUGAGCCUCAUUUGAUCCAGAAUAAAACAAGCAGGAUGCCUCCAGGACCCACUUUGGGCCUCCAGGACCCACUUUGGGCCUCCUGGACCCACUUUGGGCCUCCAGGACCCACUUUGGGCCUCCUGGACCCACUUUGGGCCUCCAGGACCCACUUUGGGCUCUUCUGCUCUAAGUGAUGACACAGGAAUGACCACAUUGAGGCGCUAAGCAGGAACGAACCAUUUCACGCAGAUCCAGGGGGGUUCAGUGAAAAUAUAGAUGUGUGCUUUUUGGUGUGGGAAGGGUAACAUUUGAUUUUUACUGCUAAAAACAAUUUUAGAAAACACUGUACGACUAAUUUUGUAAUUGACAGGGCCCCAGUUUUUUACAUUCCCAUUUUGAAAAAAGCCUGUUUUGUGGUGGGGGGGGGCUUUCGGAAAUGUCCUAACCUUUCCCCCCUAUAGGCGCCCCUGCUAAUAGGCCUGAUCAGUAGUUUAUUUCUCUGUGAUGGCCAAAUCCAUGGCCACACUCUGAAGUCAGAAACUCUUUUAUGCACAAUUUAUUUUUCAUACAAACACAACACUUUAGUUUCAGUAAAACAUUUAUUAGUUGAUUUGGAUACAAUUGUUCUAAUUGUUAGCGCGUACAUUUAGUUAACAUGUAUUUAUAUCAACUUAAAGUUUAAUUUGUAGUUUCUUUGUUUACAUAAGUUUUGUAUUUAAGUAAAUAUUAGUAUUUAAACUUUAAUAUUUUUGAUUUUCAUUUUUGGGUCUUCAGUUUAGCCAAACUUAGCUGUACUGUUAUCUGUUUUUGUGUUUGUAUUCUGUUUAUUUACCCGUAUUGUGUCUUAAUUGGUCUGAUCAGCCUGUAUAUAAACCCUGUGUGUCGUUUCUUUGUUAGGUCAGUUAUGUUUGUUUGUGCAGCCAGUUUGUUUACAUUUUUGCCAGAGUUCAGUUUUGUUUCUUUCACCUCUUUUAUGAGCUCAGUUUAUCUUGUCAUUUAUAAUCUUUGGGUUAAAAUAAAAACCCUAUUUUUCUAAUAAAUCCUGUGACUCCUCCUGUUUUUAACUCGGUCCAUCACACCGUCAGAUUCCCCCCAGUUACAUAAGAGUAACUAAGAGUAAAAUAAUUUAAACCUUGAGUGAAAAUGAGCAGGAGAUAAAAUCAGUGAAGAAGUGAACCCACGAGCCGAAGGUUUGGGGUUUAAAGUUUGGAUUUCCUCUCAGUGCUGCUUCAUGCUGUUGUUUUUUGGGGUUUUUUGGAUCCAGGAACUUUCACAGCUUCUGCUGAGAAUGAGUUGAAGGAUUUUAAUUAGAUUUCUGAGGCUCCAUCUGCCAGUCGAGAAACUUUAUCAUGGAUUUUUACCACAAUAAAGAAAACAUGGCAUCACUUCCACCUCUUCUUGGCGCCAAUAAAGAGCUCGUUACUGCUGGUGCUUCAAUGCAAGUCUUUUCACAAUACUUAACUUUGCCACUGACACAAAACCACCGUCGAUCCAAAAACACAACAAACAUAAAUGAGACGGUGUCACGAAUACAAUGACAUUAAAAAUGACCCAUGACAUAAACACACCUCGCUGGCUGACCGAGCCUUUGAGGUGGAAACGAACCACUUGCUCAUGUCAGGCCUUCAUACCAUGGGCUGCUGCUUCUUUCCCCAGCGAACAUUCUGGAUUGCACUUCCUACUUUAGCUUUUCAAAAUAAAAGUCACAAUAACAAAUAUGUGCCUAAUACAAAAUAAAAACAUACAAACUAAAACUAUGGCAGUGAAACAUGGAUCAACCCAGGAAGAUCUUUCCACGUGAUGUGACCCUCUGUCUCUUUCUGACUCCUGGCACAUUUAUUACAUUAAAAAAAUAAAUGUGUUUUAGGGGAGGAUAAUUAAACACAACUGGACAUUUUUUCAACUCAUCUACAUUUUUCUAUUUUGCAUGAUUUUUAAUUUUUUAAAUUAUUUUCCUGUUUGCUGUACCUG
Molecule: messenger RNA, 4147 nt
Organism: Poecilia reticulata (guppy)
Lineage: Eukaryota; Metazoa; Chordata; Actinopteri; Cyprinodontiformes; Poeciliidae
Source: RefSeq, a predicted model, not a curated record